UCAAAUAAAGAGAAUCUUAGGGAAAAAAAAAAAACCAAAAACAACAACUUGGGGCUCUGGACCUAGACAGACCUAGUCUGAAUCCCCCACCUGCACUCAGGCUGCACAGUCCCUGCUUUGAGCUGUGCCCUCAGCCUCUCCCUUGCCCCCCACCACAAUGUGGGCAGCUCUGUCCAUCCCACCAUGCCCAAUCAGGCCUCAUCUUGAAUAAUCCUCUAACCUACCCCUUAUCAGGCAUGGCAGGUAGGAGCUGCUUGGAAGAGCUGUAAACACUGUGUAUCACUCCCUGCUCUGAGAAGGUCAGGGUGUUUAAUAGUUUUUAAAUUACUAUAAUUUUAAUUAAAGGAAACUUCCUGGAAAACUGACAAAAUCUGAAAAAGAAUAUAACCCUUAGGGGGCACUGAUUACUCUUCUUCAGGAAGUGGGUGUGCGGGGAGGUUUCCCCUUGGCUAGCUCAGUUCUCUCCCACAAACCCUCCAGGAGAAACCCUGUCUAAAUACCCCUUUAUUUGAGUUCUUGACGUGGAUAUCCCUUGUCCUAGAAUUUGGGCCAUUAACCAGCUAUUUGCAGGCUCCAGCAGGCAUCGGAAUUACCAGAGGCAAAUGUAAAAAUUCAGAUUCCUGGGCCCACCAGAGAGCGUUUGAUUCACCAGGUCUCCGGUGAAAAUGAGGGCGGGUGCCGGGGGUACCGGGUUGGGGAGGGAGAGGACAUAGGCUGUGCAAAUCCUUGUCCAGUGAUUAUGAUGGAGCUUGCGGGACACUUGUCGUUCCGCGUCUGACCACGAGGCGGCGCCGCGGACCGAGCUAAGUGGUUCCCUUUGAGGUCUUUUUCCUCCGGACAGGCUGGUGUCCUUAGGACUUGCUGGUCAGACAACAGGCCAAGGGUGAGCCGUGUUCCGGUGGGCAACUUCUGUAGGGAAGGAAGCCUGACGUCAGAAAAGAGGCUCGCAGCUGGCAGUGGACACCAGCCUGCGCCAGGCAUUCCACCUUGGUUUCUGCGCACUUGGACUCCAGAACUCAGAGUCCAGGGUCCAGCCUGGAAUGCGAAUCAGCUUGUUCUGCUCUGGGGUGCGCGGUUUACCCAGCCCUGAGCAAAGAGAGCAUCCGUCGUUCAGAUGGGAAAGGAGAGACCCAAACAGGGGCAAGGGCUUAGUGGCAGCUGCUCUGGCUCCCAGCCCUCCUGGGGCUCUUUGUCCUGCUAGGACUUGGGGCAGAGGGUGGACCCCAGGAAGUUUAGCUGUGAGUCAGUUCUGAGUGCCCAGGGAAUGGGACCGGGGCUGCUGGCCAGGGAUAGAUGCUGGCUGGUACCCCGCUUCCACAAAUGUGGGUGGCCUUGGUGAUUCAGUUUCCCUGUGCCUGCCUAGGAGGGCCGGCCCUGGGCUGGGAGAGGGAGGAAGUGCUGGGAAUAGGGAGGGGCUAUGGAGGGGCCUUAAGGGGCCCGGUGGUCCAACUCUUUUGGAUGUUGAGGUCCCACGGAAUAACUGUGGCCAGAGAUCGAGUGGUUCCGAGACUAGUCCUGGGAUGAAGGUCCCUGGGUGGGGGUCCUUGAAGAUGCAGUCCCUUGUGAGGCUGGGGGUUUUAUCGGGCUCCCUCAAAAAGGCACCUCACUGUUCCCGCCCUGCGUUGGUCUCUAUCGGGGGCUUGCCUUGGCGCUGGGUGUGGAGGGUUCUGAUCCCUCGCUGGUAGGGGAGAGGGGGACAGGCAACCUGGCCACUCCAGCUGGGGGACUCUGCUGUCGGAGGGACUACGAGGAGGAUGGAGGAGGGGCUGUGAGCGGGCGGCUUGGGGGAGGAGCGAGAUAUCGCUCCUGGCUCCGGGGGCGGGGCCUCGCCAGGGGCGGUGCUGGGGGCUCCGCUCAACUUUCCGGGUGGGGCGCAGGCGGUGGCAGUGGAGGCGGGGCUUAAGAGCGCGGGGCCUCGCCCGCCGGGCUGGCGGGGCUGAAGCCUGGCGGGAGCUGCAGCGGGAGCCGCAUCGCGGGCCGCCGGGAGCCCGGGCCGCCGGGAGCCGGAGCCGCCAGGAGCCGGAGCUGGCGCGCAGGCCCUGCCGGAGCCUAGCCGAGCCGAGCCGAGCGAGCUCGUCUCCUGGCACCGGCCUGAGCGCGGGCCGGUGUGUCAGCUAGCCGCUGGGCCUGGUCGCACUGUCGGAGGAAGCGAGCCGCGACCACCGGGCAGCACCGGGAGCCGGUGCCCGGAUCGCCCCUCCCGGGCCGGGGCCCGGCCUGAACAAGCCGUAGGUCGCGGAGUCUAGACCGAAGAGAAAAAGGAACGAGGACUAUAUUAUCUAAUCGUGGAGUGGGCUUAAAAGCGCGAAGAGUGGGGACUUCACCUGGGAUUGGGCAGAGGUUCCUGCAGCGUACUAGGCGAGCUUGAGCACCGGAGAGCCUGGCAUGCCAGCCGCUCGGCCUGGGUUUGGCCGUGCUGCAGCCAGGAGCACAGCAUAGUUCCCAGACCUUAGCUGGCACAGGCCUGGGACAAGAAGCAGUGUCCUCACCUGUCUAAGACUGGGCCCAGGAUCUGAGGAACUGGAUCCGGCCUGGCCCAGAGUGGGACUCUCUGGUGGCCUACAGCUGGUCACUGGAGAGCUGUUCUCCUGCCCCAUACCCACUGGUACGGAUGUGUCGCAGCCUGCCGGAGCACCAUGAUGGCAGGAUGACCUCAGCGGAGGCAGUGGCAGCAACUAGUGGUGCACGGGUGGCUGGGUCCCCCGAGUGGCCCCCCGACACCCCGCAGGCCCUUGGGCAGCCUGGCCGGGCCCGGGUGGCAGUGGCAGCACUGGUGUGGCUGCUGGCAGGAGCCAGCAUGUCAGGCCUCAACAAGUGGAUCUUCACUGUGCACGGCUUCGGUCGGCCCCUGCUGCUGUCUGCGCUGCACAUGCUGGCAGCAGCACUAGUGUGCCGCUGGGGGGCACAGCGUCCCAUGCCCCGCCGCACCCGCCGUCAAGUGCUGCUGCUCAGCCUCACCUUUGGUACCUCGAUGGCCUGUGGCAACGUGGGCCUGAGCUCUGUGCCCCUGGACCUGGCACAGCUGGCCACCACCACCACACCGCUGAUCACGCUGGCCCUGUCCGCGCUGCUGCUGGGCCGGCGCCACCACCCGCUGCAAUUUGCUGCCAUGGGCCCCCUCUGCCUGGGGGCCGCCUGCAGCCUGGCUGGUGAGCUCCGGACCCCACCCGCGGGCUGUGGCUUCCUGCUGGCUGCUACCUGCCUCCGGGGCCUCAAGUCCAUCCAGCAGAGUGAGUGCCUGGGCCACCGGCUGAGAAGGUGCCCUGUUACAGGAGGAGAGGCUGGACGCGGUGACCCUGCUGUAUGCCACCUCGGUGCCCAGCUUCUGCCUGCUGGCGGGUGCGGCCCUGGUGUUGGAGGCCGGUGUGGCCCUGCCACCUGCUCCCACCAGCUCCCACCUCUGGGCCUGCAUCCUGCUCAGCUGUGUGCUGUCUGUGCUCUACAACUUGGCCAGCUUCUCCCUGCUGGCUCUCACCUCCGCCCUCACCGUCCACGUCCUGGGCAACCUCACUGUCGUGGGCAAUCUCGUCCUGUCCCGACUCCUGUUUGGCAGCCGCCUCAGCGCCCUCAGCUACAUGGGCAUUGCACUCACCCUUUCAGGAAUGUUCCUUUACCACAACUGCGAGUUCGUGGCCUCCUGGGCUACCCGCCGGGCCUUCUGGCAGAGGGACCGGACUGGCAAAGGUCUUUGAGACCAAGGGACCAGCUGGGCUCCCUGGGACAGCCCCAGCCUGAAUCCAACCUUGGCCAAUGGCCAUGGGAAAAGCAGAGAGCAGGCAGCCACUGGGGCCUUGGGAGAGAGGUGGUGGGGGAGCCUUCUGGAAGGACCAUCUUGGAGGCUGGAAUGGGGAUUCCCAGAGAGAAGCCACCUCCUGUCCCUUGCCUGCCUCUCAUCACGGACCUCACUCACCACUGGAUGGUGGGUCCAGACCUGGCACAGUCACUGUGCUUGAGGGACUGAUUAUCACGAUGAGCACCAACUACUACUCCAAAAAUUGCUGGCCAAACUUUGAAAACCUCACCAUGUUCUGAUGACGAUGAUGACGAUUCUUGGCGAUUGCACAAUCCUUCCUCCAGGAAGUGGGGGAGGCAGCUAGGGGGCCCAGGGAAGGGCUUCUUUGUUGCUGGGAUCCCCUGGGGAUUGGGGUCAUCAAUGCCAACUCCAGGCAGCUGCUGUAGCCUCACCCCUCGGCCUCCCAAUUUUGGGUCUUCCAUCCUCAAAUAAACUAUUUUUGCUUGUA
This is a messenger RNA of Mustela erminea (ermine), 4241 nucleotides long. RefSeq names its product solute carrier family 35 member E4 (gene SLC35E4). The transcript has 2 exons. Gene Ontology annotation, cellular component: Golgi apparatus; membrane. NCBI's taxonomy places the organism in Eukaryota, Metazoa, Chordata, Mammalia, Carnivora, Mustelidae. Bases 2612 to 3961 code for a protein of 449 amino acids. Gene Ontology annotation, molecular function: antiporter activity. The record is from RefSeq and is a predicted model, not a curated record.